AUGCUGAGCUCGGGUCUUCCUCCUCUCCUCCUGCUGCUUGCGGCGCUGGAGCCGGGCUGGUCCCUGAGCGACGAGGACAAGAAGAUCAUCCUGGAUGGGCAUAACAAAUACCGCUCCCAGGUGUCUCCUCCUGCCGUGGAUAUGCUGAGGAUGAGCUGGGACGCGGAGCUGGAGGCCUUUGCUCAAGCCUACGCAGAGAAAUGCAUCUGGGACCACAACAAGGAGAGGGGACGGCGAGGGGAAAACCUCUUCGCUAUGGCCCCAACCCUGGACCUGGAAUUUGCUGUGGAGGACUGGAACGGGGAGGAGAAAUACUACAACCUGACCACUUCCACCUGCGUCCCCGGGCAGAUGUGCGGCCACUACACCCAGGUGGUCUGGGCAAGCACCCAUCAGAUCGGCUGCGGGGCAAAGUUUUGUGAGAAGAUCGAGGGGAUCGACACGGAGGGGAUGUACCUGCUCGUUUGCAACUACUAUCCCCCGGGCAAUAUGAAAGGCCGAAAGCCGUACAGGGAGGGACCCUCGUGUUCGCAGUGUCCCGAGGGCACAGUCUGCAUCAACUCCUUGUGUGAACCCACUGUAGAAGAGAGCACUCCAGCCUCUGUGACAGCACAGGCAAGGCCAUCCACAGCCAAAC
Messenger RNA from Mesitornis unicolor (brown roatelo), 637 nucleotides. RefSeq names its product peptidase inhibitor 16 (gene PI16). Gene Ontology annotation, cellular component: extracellular region. Lineage: Eukaryota; Metazoa; Chordata; Aves; Mesitornithiformes; Mesitornithidae. The annotation marks the transcript as partial. The transcript is spliced from 5 exons. The record is from RefSeq and is a predicted model, not a curated record.